UCAUCAUCAUCCCUAACAGACAUACGCGAGGUCUUUGACCUUUUUGAUUUCUGGGAUGGUAGGGAUGGGUUGGUGGACGCGGCCAAACUCGGAGAUGUGCUGAGGUGCGUCGGUUUGAACCCAACAAACAAACAAAUACUCGACAAUGGCGGAACCAAAAAAUUCGGCGAAAAACAGUACAAAUUCGAAGAAAUUCUGCCCGUCUACAAAUCUCUGAGCGAGGAGAAAGAUGUGGGGACUUUUGCAGAUUUCAUGGAAGCCUUCAAAACUUUCGACCGAGAAGGUCAAGGCUACAUGGCUAUGGCCGAACUGAGGCAAAUUCUCACUAACCUAGGCGAGAGAUUGACAGACUCAGAGGUGGACCUCAUAUUAAGGUACACAAACACUGAAGAAGAUCUAGACGGAAAUGUUAAGUAUGAAGAAUUCAUCAAAAAAGUUAUGGCCGGUCCUGCUCAGAAAUGA
Helobdella robusta is the source of this 462-nucleotide messenger RNA. RefSeq lists its product as hypothetical. Gene Ontology annotation, molecular function: calcium ion binding. The annotation marks the transcript as partial. Gene Ontology annotation, cellular component: muscle myosin complex. The transcript has 4 exons. The record is from RefSeq and is a predicted model, not a curated record. Lineage: Eukaryota; Metazoa; Annelida; Clitellata; Rhynchobdellida; Glossiphoniidae.